Messenger RNA from Eucalyptus grandis, 4195 nucleotides. RefSeq names its product TMV resistance protein N. Gene Ontology annotation, molecular function: ADP binding; ATP hydrolysis activity. Gene Ontology annotation, biological process: defense response; signal transduction. Lineage: Eukaryota; Viridiplantae; Streptophyta; Magnoliopsida; Myrtales; Myrtaceae. The record is from RefSeq and is a predicted model, not a curated record. The transcript has 6 exons. Bases 118 to 3978 code for a protein of 1286 amino acids.
AAAGAAAAUGAGGAAAAGAUCAAAUGGUGCAAACAAAGGACCAAAUCUUAGGCAACUCAUUGUUCAUUGUUAACCUUCUCUCUUCCUUGAGAGGAACCCCAAAGGAGUUACGAAGUAAUGGCUUCUUCUUCCUCCAAGGAGCGCAAAAGGAGUUACGAUGUAAUGGCUUCUUCUUCCUCCAAGAAGUCCAAAAGGAGUUACGAUGUCUUCCUGAGUUUCAGAGGUCCAGAUGUCCGCAAAAACUUUCUCGAUCAUCUCUACGUAGCUCUAGAUCAAGCAGGGAUAUUCACUUACAUCGACAGUGAAGAGCUGAGGAAGGGAGAACAAAUAUCACCUGCACUUAUGAAAGCGAUCAAGGAAUCGCAAAUCGCGAUCGUGGUUUUCUCUGUGGACUACGCCUCUUCGUCAUGGUGUUUGGAAGAGUUAACGAAAAUCAUGGAGUGCAGGGAGCAAAAAGGCCUCAAGGUCUUUCCAGUGUUUUACAAAGUAGAACCAAGAGAGGUGAGAUGGCAGAGACAGAGCUAUGGAGAAGCUAUGGCUAAGCAUGAGGUCAAGUUCGGGAAGGAUUCGGAGAAAGUAAAUAGAUGGAAGAAAGCUCUUUGUGAUGCUGGCAACUUGUCCGGGGAGCACUUUACUGAUGGAUAUGAAGCGGGGCUUAUCCAACAUAUCAUACAGGAGAUCUCAACUCAACUAAGUCGAACACCAUUAUAUGUAGACAAGGAUCUGGUGGGAAUAGAUUUCCGAGUACAAAAGCUUAAAACAAUCUUAAAUCUACAGUCCGAGGAUGAUGUUCUUAUGGUGGGAUUAUGGGGACAGGGAGGUGUAGGGAAGACGACCCUUGCUAAAGCCAUUCAUAAUGCUAUCUUUAGAGACUUUCAAGGUGCUAGUUUCUUGGAACACGUUCGAGAAAAUUCCAAUGAUUUGGUUCUUUUGCAAAAAAAAUUGCUUUCACAAUUAUUACCAGGGAAGGAAUUACCAAUCUACAAUGUCGGUGGAGGAAGGCAGUUAAUUAAACAAAGACUUUGUAGUAAGAAAGUUCUCAUUAUUCUUGAUGAUGUUGAUAAUGCACACCAGUUAAAUGCUUUAGCCAAAGAGCAAGAGUGGUUCGGUGAAGGAAGUAGGAUAAUUAUCACAACAAGAAAUAAGCAUCUGCUAACUUCUCAUGGGAUAAAUCCAGAUCAUAUAUAUGAAGUUAAAGCUCUUAAGGAGGGUGAAGCUCUUGAACUUUUAAGAAAGCAUGCUUUUCGAGGAAAUCAAGAGAUAGAAAUAAGCAGCAAUCUUGUUCAUCAAGUUUUGCAUUAUGCAAGAGGCCUUCCUUUGGCUCUUCAGGUGUUGGGUGCUUUCUUAUGUGGUAGAGGAGAAGAUGAAUGGGAAAGUACCUUGCAAAAACUUGCCGAAACUCCUGAUGAGGAGAUCAAUGAUGUGUUAAAAGUAAGUUAUGAUGGAUUGGAGCCUUAUGCAAAGGAGAUUUUUUUGCACAUUGCCUGUUUCUUCAAGGGGAGGAGUACGGAAUACAUUAAGAAAGUUCUUGAUAGUUGUGAUUUUCACACGACUAUUGGAAUAAAAAUUCUCAUCGAGCGCUGCUUGAUUACUGAAGGGGUAUGGACAAUACAAAUGCAUGACUUAAUACAAUUAAUGGGUAUGAAUAUUGUUAAAGAUGAAGAUCGUGAUGAUCCCAUAAACCGCAGUAGAUUAUGGCUUCGUGAUGAUGUUCUUGAUGUUCUAUCAGAAGAUAAGGAAACAAAAACAGUAAAAGCCAUAGUCUUGCAGCUACCAGAGCCAGAAGAUAUGCAUAUUGGUCCUGAUGCUUUCACAAAGAUGAAAAACUUGAAGUUGCUCAUCUUGCUUAAUGUAGAUAAUUCUAUUCAAGGUCCCAUUCAUCUCCCUAAUGGGUUAAGGUGGUUUGAAUGGCCUAAUUGUGGUUCGACUCUAGAAUUUUGCCAUGGUCCAAAGAAAUUAGUCGGACUUGAUAUGCGGAAUAGCAAGAUCAAGGGAGCGCCCAGACACUUUAAGGACCUUCAAAAUUUGAAGUUCAUUAAUUUUAGUUCAUGCCAAUCACUGGUUUGUACGCCGAACCUCGAUGGUACUCCAAAUCUCAAGGAAUUGCAUCUCAAUUGGUGCAAAAACUUGGAGCGUGUCCACGAAUCAGUUGCAUAUCAUGGCAAUUUACAAGUUUUGAAUUUGUAUUCUUGCUCCAAACUUCAUCAUUUCCCCGAUGUACUCCGAACCAAGAAUCUUUUAUUUCUCGGUCUUGAUUGUUGCUCAAAAUUGCAAAGAUUCCCUGAUAUUCCAGAUAAAAUCAAAGGCUUGCAUAGACUUUCUUUAACCGAAACUUCAAUUGAGGAACUUCCUGCAUCCAUAGAAAAUCUUGUCUCUUUGGAAAAUAUAGAUUUAUCCCAUUGUAAGAAACUGGCAAUCCUUCCACCUAGCAUUUAUAAAUUAGAAAAUCUGAAGAAUCUUAACCUUUCAAAUUGCUCAAAACUAAUGAAGUUUCCAAAGAAGGAGGAGGAUUCAAGUGAUCCCCAUGCGAAGACGGGAUUUCCUCAGUUACUUUAUUUAACCCUUAAUGAAUGCAAUCUAUCAGAAGUAGAGUUUCUAGAGAAUCCUUCAUGUUUUCCUCGCUUAAAUAAGUUGGAUGUUUCGGGUUGUCACCAACUAAAAGAGAUUCUCAAGAUUCCAAGGAAAUUGCACUCUCUGAUAGCAAAAGAUUGCAAAUCUCUGAGUAAAAUUCCCUCCGACAUACAUCAUGUCCAGGAUGCUUACUUACCUUUAUGUCCUAAACUGGUCAACAAUGGAUCGGCCGUGAAUGAUUUGGUCAACCUUGAGCAUUUUAAUCCCAAAGAGCAUUAUAAGUAUAAUGGUAGCAGCGAAUUUCUUCUACCUGGAGGAGAGAUGCCACAGUGGUUGCGCGGUAAUGAAGAGGGUGAAAUAUCUUUCAUAGUUUCAAAGGAAUUUUUUAAGAAGUUCAUGUGGUUAGCUGCCUAUGUUGUAUUCCAAGAAGAUGAGCGAAUGGAGAAUUUUCAUUUGUGUCUCCAUGCACUCAUUAAUGGCAAAAGGAGGAUGGAUUAUAUGAACACUGUCACUUCAUCAUUAUGGGAUCAUGUGUGCCUUCAGAUUUACGAAAUGUCGUGGCUAUGGGAAAUACUAGAAGAUGUCUUUGGCAGGAGUCAAUUCCAUCUUAUGAUUAGAGCAGACUCGGAUAGUACAGUUGUGAAAGAGUGUGGAUUCCGCCUAAUAUGCAAGCCACUAGAGAACGAUUUGAAAGAUGAUCAAUUGAUGGAUCCAGCUAUACUUUAUGAGAUUCAAAAUGAAGAUUAUCUAACAAGCAGAUCAUUCCUGGAAAUCAAACCAUCCCAAGAAUGGAUGGACGAAUUCACAGUUGAGAAGUGGCGUUAUUCCUUAAUUUCUCCUGAUCUUCGAAUUGUUUGCCCUGGAGGAGAGAUGCCAAAGGAGUUUGUCUUUGCUAAAGAUAGUACCAUAUCUUUCAUGGCUUCACGGGAAUUCUUUGACAAGUUUCGAGGAUUGGCUUUCUGUGUUGUUAUCGGUGUAGAAGGUGGAGAAAAGAAAAUAUCUUUUGACAUCGUGCCACAAGUUCACGGGCAAAGGCGGAAUGUGCUAUCAGGUACUCUCGGUUCAUUUGAUUUGGAUCAUGUGUGGAUUCAGUAUCUCGAACCAAAUGUGUUGUGGGGAGUGUUGGAGGGAGGAGUUGAUUUUGGGCAAUUUAAUGAGAGAUAUUUACAAUUUAGCAUUAAACUUAGUGUAUCGGGUGGAAUUGUAAAAAGGUUGGGAUAUGUGCUAAGAUGCACACAACUAGAAGAUGAUUUAAAGGUGAUGCUUGAAAACAAUCAAUUAGUGGAUCCAGCUAUACUUUAUGAGGAUUGUGAUGGAUAUCCAGAAGAAAUCGGAGAAGAAUUUGUACGCAGAUUCGCACAUACACACAGAGAGAAACAGGAAGCUAGUGAGAGUGAAACAGAUUAAAUGGGAAGAGGCGAGUGCAUUAUGGGGUGGCUUGCAGACCUUAAGGAAUUAAUCAUUAAGCCAGCAAAACAAAUUUGGGGUGGCACAUGUUUCCUGAUAUCCUAAGAUAUCUGUGUCCUUGUUGAAGUAACGGAUGGCAUUCAGUUCAAUCUCUCAUGUGAGAUUCAGAUAUAUGCAAAUCGAUAGAGGGUGACUUUGCACACAACAUUCAUCGCAA